Molecule: messenger RNA, 1708 nt
Organism: Durotheca rogersii
Lineage: Eukaryota; Fungi; Ascomycota; Sordariomycetes; Xylariales; Xylariaceae
Product: O-sialoglycoprotein endopeptidase
Exons: 2
Coding region: 348-1478 (376 amino acids)
Biological process (GO): tRNA threonylcarbamoyladenosine modification
Cellular component (GO): cytoplasm; EKC/KEOPS complex
Source: RefSeq, a predicted model, not a curated record
ACCCCACAGCACUCAUAUACUACGUACAGCCUUGCUCGGGCCCCAUCCAGUAACAGCCACUACGUAGCAGCGCCCCACUUCCGCCAGUCAUCCGCGACAACAUACCUCAUCAUACCUCCUCCUCCGCCGGCUGGCCGUACCCGAACCCCACCACCGUGUCCACGCCGAAUAGGGACAGGUACGGACAGGAGCUCCCAACAGGCCGACGACAGAAUUUAGACUUAGCCGAGCGAGAGCGAGAGAGAGAGAGAGAGAGAGAGGAAAGGGGGGUGGGUGUCCGUUAAUAGGAAGAGAGUAUAGUUCCGAAAGAGUGGGAAGGGUGGGGAAGUAAGAGACAAAAACCAGCAAUGUCGCAGACGACGCCCGGCCGCCGCCCGGGGCCCCUGCUCGCCCUUGGCUGCGAGGGCAGCGCCAACAAGCUCGGCAUCGGCGUGGUGUCGCACGACCCGGCGACGGGGCGCACCGAGGUGCUGUCGAACGUGCGGCACACGUUCGUGUCGCCGCCGGGGACCGGGUUCCUGCCGAAGGACACGGCGCGGCACCACCGGGCGCACUUCGCCGCGCUCGCGCGGCGCGCGCUCGCCGACGCCGGCGUCGACCGCCCCGCUGAGCAGCUCAGCUGCGUGUGCUACACGCGGGGGCCCGGGAUGGGCGCGCCGCUGCAGGCCGUCGCCGUCGGCGCGCGCGCGCUCGCCCUGCUCUGGGGCCGCCUCCCCCUCGUCGCCGUCAACCACUGCGUCGGCCACAUCGAGAUGGGCCGCGCCGUCACCGGCGCCGCCGACCCCGUCGUCCUCUACGUCUCCGGCGGCAACACCCAGGUCAUCGCCUACGCCGAGCGCCGCUACCGCAUCUUCGGCGAGACCCUCGACAUCGCCGUCGGCAACUGCCUCGACCGCUUCGCCCGCGCCCUCCGCCUCAGCAACGACCCCGCCCCCGGCUACAACAUCGAGCUCCGCGCCCGCGCCGCCGCCGCCCGCCCCGGCCGCCCCCCGCUCCUCCUAGACCUCCCCUACGCCGUCAAGGGCAUGGACUGCAGCUUCAGCGGCAUCCUCAGCGCCGCCGAGCUCCUCGCCGCCCGCAUGCGCGACCAGGACGCCCGCCUCGCCGCCGGCGAGACCCUCCCCGACGGCGAGGAGCGCCUCACCCCCGAGGACCUCUGCUUCAGCCUCCAGGAGACCGUCUUCGCCAUGCUCGUCGAGAUCACCGAGCGCGCCAUGGCCCACGUCGGCAGCGGCCAGGUCCUCAUCGUCGGCGGCGUCGGCUGCAACGAGCGCCUCCAGGAGAUGAUGGGCCAGAUGGCCCGCGCUCGCGGCGGCAGCGUCUACGCCACCGACGAGCGCUUCUGCAUCGAUAACGGCAUCAUGAUCGCCCACGCCGGCCUGCUCGCCUUCGAGACCGGCUUCCGCACCCCGCUGGAGGAGAGCACGUGCACGCAGAGGUUCAGGACAGAUGAGGUUUACGUAAAAUGGAGAGACUAAUCCAUCUCAGCCCUCGCCGAUUUCGUCUUGUGUGCUUGCCUAUCUGUGUUGUGAUCCGACGAACUUUGUAGGCCCUUGUACUCUCUUGCCUUUUCUCGGCUGUAAUUCUCUUGUGUCACGUAUCUCCCUCUAUACAUCUGCGCUGUCAUGUUACCCUCAACAGGGAACCUAUUAUCUGUGGUGCGUAUAACACGGGCCGCAUCGCGCGACACGCGAACGGAACAUCACCC